Molecule: messenger RNA, 915 nt
Organism: Entrophospora sp. SA101
Lineage: Eukaryota; Fungi; Glomeromycota; Glomeromycetes; Entrophosporales; Entrophosporaceae
Source: the annotation of a GenBank genome assembly
AUGAAACAAAAUUCAAUCACAUUAAUAAUUUUGUAUAUCUUGAUAUCAUGCUCGCUAUUUCAAAUUUCAAUCGGAGAAGUAAUAUAUAAAAGAGAACCACAACAACAACCACCACAACAACAACCACAAGAUCCAAAAGUUGCACCACCACAACAACAACCACAGGAUCCAAAAGUUGCACCACCACCACAACAACAACCACAAGAUCCAAAAGUUGCACCACCACCACAACAACAACCACAAGAUCCAAAAGUUGCACCACCACCACAACAACAACCACAAGAUCCAAAAGUUGCACCAACGCCAACAACACCACAAAAUCCUGCCUUGCCUUCAUCCAGUGAUCAAGCAGUAAGAGUAAAAGUUACUUUUCCAACAAUUAUUCCGUUAAUAUUUAAAAUAGGAAAAAAAUAUCAGUUCAAUUGGACAUAUACUGCAAAUUUUGAUCCAGUAUAUGCACCAAAAGCUUUAAAUGUUUAUACUAUAAAAAACAUUGACGCCGACAAGAGAAUUUUUAAUUUCUCAAUUGGGUCAAAUCUUCCGCCUGAGACAACUUCUAUUGUAUGGGAUACAUCCCUACAAACAAAUCCAACACCACCAGCAGGAGCUUAUCUUUUAUAUAUAUGGGAUGAAAGAGGUCCAUCGCCAAUUAAUACCUCUGUUGGACAACUAGAACCUUUUGUUGGUUCACGUUUUCAGUUGUAUACUCCAAAGCCAAAAGUUAAUUUAGCUGAUUAUACAUGCGCAGUAUGUGAUGGAAAUAGUCCAUUGACAAGAGCACAAGAAAAUAAACCUUAUUUGCCAAUUGCUGUUCUGGGUGGAAUCUUAGUUUUAACGGUGUUGUUUGUAAUCUUUGUAAAAGUCAAAAAUAAUCCUUCCACUAAUCCAACAUCAACAUAUGACAUCGAAUCAUAG